AGCACCACCGGCAACAUGACAGAUUAAGAAAUCACAUUUCUAUCGUUAUUUUAAUAACAAUGACACUUGUAAAGAACAUGAUAAGGCUUUCUAUUUACAGAAAGCACUUUCAUACAACAGUUCCAUGGAGGAACAAGUCGAUUACGGGGUAUGAAGGCGCUGACAAUGCACUACAAACGGUUACUGGAGGUCGUAUUUACAAGUGGCUAGACGCUUAUGAGGAUUUCGUUGGGCUCACAGAGGUUAAACAAGCCCAGACUCAAGUAACAGAAGCAGAGUCAAGUUACCGUGCUGUGCAGGAACAGAGAAGAGCGGCUCAACAACAGCUUACAGCUGUACAGGUGAAAAUCAAGGGACUUGCCAUGGAAAUAGAGAAAACUAAAAGGGGAACAGAUGCAUACCUUGAUUUGGUUACUAAAGAGAAUGAGAUCAUCAAAGACGAAAAAGAUGUUCUUGAGAAUCUCUCAUUGUUAGAAGACAAUGAAAAACAAUCAUUUACUCUUCUCUCUUCAGCUUUAAGAGAGAGUCAUGAAAAAGAGAGAGCAAGAGCAGAGAGAAUGAAAUACUGGGGAGUUAUGGGAUCCAUUAUUGGAGCUGUGAUAGGAAUCUUUGGAACAACAGUGAAUAAUUAUCUAAGAAUGAAGGAAUUAAGAAAGAUUGUCACCAUGUCAACAGAAUCAAAUCAAGAAAGCAGAGAGAGGACAUUAGAAUUGUGUUUAAAUGUGAAUGAUCAGUAUCGGAAAAUUCAUGAGUUUUUAAUGGACAUUAGAUCUAAGACUGGUCUUAAACCUGUUGAACCCCAGCAAAAAGGUUUAAGUGUCACUCAAACAGUUGGUCUGACCACUGAAGCUAAAUUAGAAGAAGUAAUAGAAACUUUGAAAGAACAGGAGUCAAGGAUCAGGAAAGAUCUAGAAAAACUAGGUCAUGUUUUAAUGUUAAAGCAUGGAAAUGGACUAGGAAGUUCUGAUGCAGCGAUUGAUAGUACUGUUGUUUAUGUUGGACCUGAAAUCCAAACAAUGCUGAAUCAGACGGAACAAAAUAUUGAGCGAAAAAUGACUCAUCAUUCUGUAGGGACUGUAGUUUUUGUGGCAGCUGCAAUUGCUGUGCCAAUAUUGUUGAAAUUAUUUUCUGGUAGUUGAUUUUGAAUACUUGACUCUUUAGUUAUUAAAUAUUAUGUUCAUUAUUGUAUGUGUUUAAAAAUGAAAUUAAAAGGAUUUUCGAAUGAAGUUUGAAUUCAAGUGCCAGUGUGUUGGUUUUUUGUU
Molecule: messenger RNA, 1262 nt
Organism: Mya arenaria
Lineage: Eukaryota; Metazoa; Mollusca; Bivalvia; Myida; Myidae
Product: mitochondrial potassium channel-like
Exons: 2
Coding region: 60-1139 (359 amino acids)
Source: RefSeq, a predicted model, not a curated record